CAUAUUUGCUGCCUUCUCAUAUGGAAUUGCUUCGAUGGCCAUGGUUUUUAUCAAUAAGGCAGUUCUAAUGCAAUAUGCAUAUUCAAUGACCCUUCUUACUCUCCAGCAAUUGGCAACAACCUUGCUCAUACACACCGGUCGAAUGAUGGGAUACACAAAUGCCAGAGGAUUAAAUAUGGCGACAGCAAAAAAACUCAUCCUAGUUUCAUUAUUUUACAAUGCAAAUGUGGCAUUUGCCUUGGCAAGCUUGAAAGGAGUAAAUAUUCCUAUGUACAUUGCCAUAAAAAGACUUACACCACUUGCUGUAUUAAUAGCUGGAUAUAUUUCUGGAAAGGGGAGACCUUCAACCCAGGUUAAGAGAACAAAAGCGGGAAUAAGGGCGGACAAGUUUGGAACUGCUGAAGAUGAUUGA
Molecule: messenger RNA, 412 nt
Organism: Ilex paraguariensis (yerba mate)
Lineage: Eukaryota; Viridiplantae; Streptophyta; Magnoliopsida; Aquifoliales; Aquifoliaceae
Source: the annotation of a GenBank genome assembly